AUGAAGAAUCAAAAAAUCUUUGAUUUCUUCAUAAAGAAGAAUGAUGAAUCAACAAGUGAUUUAAAUGGGCCAAAUAACAUAUCGUCUUGUAUUUCAGAACCAGCAUCUACUAAAAGACCAAGACUUGAAAAUGAGACUCUUGAUGAACCGCUUCCGAAUUCGAGUAACAAUUUGCAAUAUGUUUCUUAUCCUGGAAUUCGCAUCCCAAUUUUACAACAUCCCAUUGAACUUCAAGAUGAGGUAAGAAGAGCAUAUAUUGAUAAAGGGCCAAUUCAACCUAUAUAUGAUUAUCCUUUUACUGAAUGUGAAGGUCAAAAGCGUAGAUUCCAAUCUUCUUGGUUUAAAAAAUAUCCUUGGCUUGAAUUUUCUAUUGAGAAACAAAGUGCAUUUUGUUUCCCUUGCUAUGUUUUUGACACUAACUCAGCACAAUUUGACACAUUCACUGUCACGGGAUUUAAAAAUUGGAAAAGAGUUAAUUGUAAAAAUUGUCCAUUCAAGAGACAUGAAGGAGAUGGGAAUUCAAGACAUAGCUUUGCCAUGCGAAAAUGGGGAGAUUUGAAAAAUCUUGAUCAGCAUAUUGAUAGAAGAUUAGAAAAACAAUCUUCUAAGCAAAUUGAGCAAAAUCGGUUGCUCUUAAAGGUGUCCAUAGAAAGUGUGAAGUUUCUUGCUAUGCAAGGUUGUGCUUUUAGGGGUCAUGAUGAAUCAGUUGCCUCUAAAAACCGUGGAAAUUAUUUGGAAUUGGUAGCUUUGUUGGGAAGAAUGAAUCCAGAAAUUGGUAGUACUUUGGAAAAAGCAUCUAAAAAUGCAAAGUACACAUCACCAGAAAUUCAAAGAGAGAUUUUGAAAAUUAUUGCUGAUAUUGUGAGGGAUAAAAUUCGUGCAGAAAUUGGAGAAGCCAAGUUUUGUAUCCUCGUUGAUGAAGCAAUUGAUGAGUCAAGUAAAGAACAAAUGGCUAUCAUUUUAAGAUAUGUUGAUUGGGAUGGGUUCAUUAGAGAACGAUUUUUUGAAGUUGUUCACGUUGAAAAUACAAGUGCAUUAACUUUGAAAAAAGAGAUAUGCAAUGUAUUCAACCAAUACAAUCUAUUAACUAAAAAUCUAAGCGGGCAAGGCUAUGAUGGCGCAAGUAAUAUGCGUGGGGAAUGGAAUGGACUCCAGGCUUUAUUUCUUAAAGAUUCUCCACAUGCUUAUUAUAUUCAUUGUUUUGCUCAUAGACUACAACUUGCUUUAGUUGCAAUUUCUAAAGAGAUCCGAGAUGAUAGAUGGGAAGGAUUUCUUUGGAGUGUGUUGAAGUUUUGUGAAAGCAAUGAUGUUGAGGUGCCAGACUUUGAUGAUUGCUACACACGAGUAAUAGAUUUUCAAUUGAUGGAAUUGAAUGAAAGAUUUCCAGAGGGCACAAUAGAACUUCUUACUCUCAGUAAUGCUUUGAGUCCCAUUGAUGGAUUCAAAUCAUUUUCUCUGCCUGACAUUUGUUCUCUUGUUGAUAAAUUUUACUACUAUGAUUUCAAUCUAGAAGAAAGAGGAGAUUUGGAGAGAGAAUUAGAUCAUUAUAAAUUCGAUACACCGCGUCAUGCGCAGUUUCAGAAUCUUAAUUCUUUGCAUCAUUUGUGCCAAACAUUGGCCAGAACGACAAAGUCAGUUAUCUAUCUUUUGAUUGAUAGGUUGGUUCGAUUGGUUUUGACUCUUCCAGUUUCUACAGCAACUACAGAACAAGCCUUUUUAGGGAUGAAACUCAUUAAGACGCCACUUCGUAAUAAAAUGGAAAAUGACCUUAUGGCCAAUACCAUGGUUGUUUAUAUAGAGAGGGAUAUUGCUUCAGGUAUUGAUACAGAAUUUAUCAUAAACAAAUUUGAUGUAUUGAAAAAUCGCAAAAUACGGCUGAAAUAA
Molecule: messenger RNA, 1884 nt
Organism: Zingiber officinale
Lineage: Eukaryota; Viridiplantae; Streptophyta; Magnoliopsida; Zingiberales; Zingiberaceae
Product: zinc finger MYM-type protein 1-like
Exons: 3
Coding region: 1-1884 (627 amino acids)
Source: RefSeq, a predicted model, not a curated record